UUGGUAUUGUUUCCUGCAUUCCUUUUGCCAAGCAUGUGCAGACAUAAUUAUUCAUGCCAUUGCCCCCAAAGGGAGGAAGACAUUCCUUUCCUUGAAGUCAACAAACAGUAUCACCAAGGAGAAGAUGGUAGUCAAGAGCAUUAUAUUAUCAAAGUUUCCUCUGUCCAGGACAUCAAGGUUUCCUCUGUCAAGGACAUCAAGGUUUCCUCUGUCCAGGAGGAAAAAGUAAAGCCUGUCCAGCAAGUAGAAGUGGAUAGCAACUACGACCUCAAGAGAUGGCCCAACUGUGCUGAGGUGAUGGAAGAACUGAAAGCAAUGGGAAAGAUUGCAGGUCCCAUGGCCUUAACAGGCCUACUUCUCUACUCCAGAGCAAUGAUCUCAAUGCUCUUCCUAGGCCGUUUGGGAGAAAGUGAGCUAGCAGGAGGGUCACUUGCUAUUGGCUUUGCAAACAUCACUGGAUACUCUGUCAUAUCAGGGCUAGCCAUGGGGAUGGAGCCUAUAUGUGGGCAAGCAUUUGGGGCCAAGAGAUGGAGCCUCUUAGGCCUAACACUUCAAAGGACAAUCCUAGUCCUACUGUCUGCCUCUCUCCCAAUAGGGUUUUUGUGGCUAAACAUGGAAAGAAUCCUACUCUGGUGUGGCCAAGAGCCAGACAUUACAUCCAUGGCCAGCAUAUACAUCAUCUUCUCACUUCCAGACCUCCUAGCCCAAGCAAUCCUUCACCCACUCCGCAUCUAUCUCAGGACUCAAAACAUAACCACACCUCUAACCUACUGUGCUGCCAUUGCUCUCACAUUUCACAUCCCAAUAAACUAUCUUCUGGUCCUAGUUCUCAACUUGGGCAUAAAAGGAGUAGCCAUGGCUGCAGUAUGUACCAACUUCAACCUUCUCCUAUCUCUCCUAGCCUACUUAUACAUCUCUGGAGCCUGCAAGGACUCAUGGCAAGGCCUAACAAAGGAUUGCUUCAAAGGGUGGAAGCCAUUGCUAAGUUUGGCCAUACCCAGCUGCAUUUCAGUGUGCCUAGAAUGGUGGUGGUAUGAAUUCAUGAUAAUUCUAUGUGGGCUAUUACUACAUCCUCAGGCUUCUGUGGCCUCAAUGGGAAUUCUCAUCCAAACAACAUCUUUGGUCUACAUUUUUCCUUCUUCACUAAGCCUAGGGGUUUCUACAAGAGUGGGUCAUGAACUGGGUGGCAACAGGCCAGGCAAGGCUAGAAGGGCUAUGAUCGUUGCUCUGUCCUGUGGAACAAUUUUGGGCUUCCUGGCUAUGACAUUUACUACUACAAUGAGGCAUAAAUGGGCAACUAUGUUUACAAGUGACCCUGAGAUUUUGCUCUUGACAUCCUUGGCUUUGCCUGUUGUGGGUCUCUGUGAACUUGGCAACUGUCCACAAACAACUGGGUGUGGUGUCUUAAGAGGCAGUGCUAGACCAACUGUAGGUGCUAACAUAAAUUUGGGGUCAUUUUAUUUUGUGGGUAUGCCCGUGGCCAUUCUUAUGGGCUUUUUUUUGAAUGUGGGUUUUGUGGGGCUGUGGAUGGGCUUGUUUGCAGCUCAGGCUUCCUGUAUUUGUCUCAUGAUGUUCAUGCUUCUCAGAACCGACUGGAAGCUUGAGGCAGAGAGGGCCAAGGAGCUAACAUGUGGGGUUAAUGACGAAGAAGAAAAGAAUUCUGUAAAAUCAGAGGUUGUGGUACUUGUGAAAGUUGAUCGAUAAAGCCCCUGGAAAUGGAUAUUUGGAUACCUGAUUUUUUGUGCUAUACUAAAUUCUUUAUAUGCGGCAUGUAACUCUGGGUUUUGCGGUGUCAAGGAUCAGAUUUACUUGUAUUUUUAAUAUUUAAUUGCGCCAUUUGGCUAUAAUAGCAUUGUCCAUUAGAUCGAUAAUGGUAGGGCACAAUAAUUUAUCACAA
This is a messenger RNA of Cryptomeria japonica (Japanese cedar), 1897 nucleotides long. Its product is annotated as protein DETOXIFICATION 48. The record is from RefSeq and is a predicted model, not a curated record. Gene Ontology annotation, cellular component: membrane. Lineage: Eukaryota; Viridiplantae; Streptophyta; Pinopsida; Cupressales; Cupressaceae. Gene Ontology annotation, biological process: xenobiotic detoxification by transmembrane export across the plasma membrane. Gene Ontology annotation, molecular function: antiporter activity; xenobiotic transmembrane transporter activity. The coding region runs from base 34 to 1704 and encodes 556 amino acids. The transcript is spliced from 2 exons.